Prorocentrum cordatum is the source of this 1723-nucleotide messenger RNA. Lineage: Eukaryota; Dinophyceae; Prorocentrales; Prorocentraceae. The record is from the annotation of a GenBank genome assembly.
AUGGCCGCGGCCGGCGACGCCGCAGAGGCCGCGCUGCUGCAGCAGGCCGGCGAGCGGGUGCGGCUCGCACGCGAGCUGGCGGCGCAGCUGCAGCUGCGCUGCGGCGCGGCCUUGCGGGGCGCAGAGGCCGCCGAGCGGGAGGCGGCCGGCUGGCUGCGCAUCGAGCGGUGGCUGCUGCGGGAGGGCGAGGCGCCGCGCCGUGCAGGAGGCGCAGAGGCCGCGGCGGAGCGGGGGGGGCUCGGCAGUGCCGGCUGGUGGGCGCGCGUGGCCAGCGAGGAGCGCCGGCCGAUGGAAGGCGCUGCCCGCGGGCCGGCCACGGCGGCUCUGUUGGCUCUGUCGGGCGAGGCCACCGAGCUCACGGACGUGCGGUGCGAAGAGAUGCUGGCGUUUGAGCGGGGGCGCUGCAGAGAGGAGCGAGCGCGUGCUCGGGCCGAGGAGCGGAGGUGCGAGUCGUUGCGGCGCGAGGUCUCCGUGUGGCAGCGCGCUGGCGCCUCGGAGGGCGGGCCGCAAGACGCUGGGCAGCUGCUCGCGCAGCUCCGGCGCCUCGAGCGUGCGAGCACCGAGGAUCUCGCUUCGCUCGGGCGCGAGCGCUGCCGACUGGAGGAGGAGGUACGCCUUGUCUGCGCGGAGGGCGCGGGGCUGAGGGCGCGCUGGGCUCGCGCGGAGGAGCUGAGCUGCGAGGUGUUGCUAAGGGCUGGCUCGGCUGAGGCGGCGGCCGCUGCUGGGAGGAACGAGGUAGCGGCUUUGGGGGCCGUGACGACCCGCCUGCGGAGCGAGCUGCAGGGUACCCAGCAGCUGCCAGUGCUCUCCGAGGAGUUGCGGUCGGAGCAGCAGGAGAUCUGCGACUUGCGCCGCGAGCUGUGGCGCCACCAGCGCGAGCUGGAGCAAGUCGCUGCCGAACGGCACUUCCACUCGUCUCUGGAAACAUCCGACUUGAGACGACGCUCUGAUUCUCUGCGCGCCGAAAUAUCGGCAAUAACACACACGCUCCAGUUUUGAGCAAGAGCAUGCUCUCGACUUUGUGCCGUCAUGGAUUGCAUUUAUUUGCUUAUGAUGCUGAAUGAAGAAGGAGGAAAACGCCAUACAUAUCAACUUUUGGCGCUCCGCGCGGAUUCCUUGAGGCCCCCUGGCGGCGCCUCCGACGCCGCCCCUGGCGCGCUCCGCGUCGCCAGGGAGGGGCUUGCAGCGCAGAUCCAAGAAAUCCGCACGGAGCGCCACAAGUUUAUGUUUAUGCCAUUUUUUUCUGGAACACAGACUACUUGUUUAAUGAUGUUUAAUGCCUGCACUUUGUAGCCAGAUGAUCUUGGCACCGUCACUUCUUUGGACACCUCCUCGUGACGCACAUGCCUAUAGUGAUGCGAAGAGACUUGGACAGCAUGCGGUACACUCCUUGACUGUGUAGUGCUUCGUUGCGCUUCAUCGCGCCAUCAUGGUAAUGAAUCCCCAGGCCAGCACGCAAUCGGUACUUUGUUUUCCUAGGCAUUAUGUGCCCAUUCUGGUUUCCGCGCAUUGUGUAUGGCACGAUCCGUUCUUGGUCUUCAGUUUGAGGCUUCGCUGGAUCCACCUCAAGUGGCCUCGUAGAUGCUGUGCCUGACAGAAAGACAGUGCUAUUUGAAAUGGGUGCACUGUGUUGCUUCCAUGGUUUCUUGGUCUGAGAUCGAGCACAAUGUAGCCAUAUCCUGUUAUUACCAUCGUCCCUUCGCGCGGCUCAUCGAGUCCCUCA